This is a messenger RNA of Onychostoma macrolepis, 4296 nucleotides long. RefSeq names its product EMAP like 3 (gene eml3). Gene Ontology annotation, cellular component: mitotic spindle. The record is from RefSeq and is a predicted model, not a curated record. Bases 432 to 3398 code for a protein of 988 amino acids. Gene Ontology annotation, biological process: microtubule cytoskeleton organization. Gene Ontology annotation, molecular function: microtubule binding. The transcript has 24 exons. Lineage: Eukaryota; Metazoa; Chordata; Actinopteri; Cypriniformes; Cyprinidae.
AGAGAGGUACUGGGUGAAAACUACAGCUGUAGCUGUCAAAGUUCUGUUUUUACUUUAUCUUUAACCGGGGUUUGGGAGGGGGAACCUAUACAGGAGCGACGUAGCGCGACUUAUUUCAUUUUCGCUACGUGCAGUUAGAAGGGUCAUUUAGAAAUCUCACGCGCUCUCAACCAACUUUACAUGGACGCGGUUCCUGGAGUAAAUCCAGCCCGUGAGUUCUUGCACUUGCCUCAUGCGAUAGAGAGACUCUCGACUCAUUUCCUGGAUUCGUGAUUUUACAGCAACUUCUGCAAUCCUCAGUGGCACCUCCACGCGCGUCCCGCCAGCUCUCGGCAAUGCUGUUGACAGCAUGGAGAUAUGCGUUUCUGCCAAUGGGAUACACUAGUAUAAAACAAUAUUUGAGAGAUCUGUAAGGAGUGUUUGACUCAGACAUGGAUGGAUCUACGAAUAGUCUCGACGAUGUGUCUGCAGAAAGCAGCACAGAGUUUCCUGACAGGCUAUCUUUAAUGGAGGUGCGCCUCCAAGCACAGGAAGAUGAAAUAACGCUACUGAAGUCCUCAUUGGCCGACGCCCUACGGAAACUCCGCCUCCAUGACCAACAGAUACCCCUGCUUAAACAGCAGCUGAUUGCUGUGAACCCUGCUGCAGCCCGAGUGUUAAAUCAGUCCUGUUAUGUGGAUGGAUUCUCUAAACCUUGCAGACUGUCUUCAAGCUCUCUUGAUGGGUUUCACCACACAUCCAACAGCCAUGUCUCAAACACAGCUGAAAACGGGGAGGGCGGGGCUAAAACCGAUUGCAGCCACAAACCGAGCACUAGCGACAUGUGCACUCAGACUGAACCUUGGAUCCCAGAUCACGAGACUGUCCCGCUGUCCCUGACACGGGCCGCCCAGAGUCUCUCCCUGGAGGAUGCAUUAACAGAAAGCAUCCCGUUCGCUGAUGAAACCCCGAUCGAGCUUCGCAGAGAGGCUGAAGAUGCUGAUGAAGUCGAGAGGGGGAAGGACCAAACCUGGAGCUCCAUAGUUGAAGACGCCAUCCAGCCCACCACUAUCAGAACCCUUCAGAAACAACAGAGCAAAGGCAGCGAGGACAGCCAGGGUUCAUGCCCUCAAACCCCAACAUCCUCCUCGCCCGCACCCCCAAAAGAGCCGACAUCCAGCCCACACGGAGGCCCACUCUCCCCCAUUCGGGAGGGAGAGAAAAUGCUGGUGAGGAGGAACAGUGAGAAAAGCAAAGACUCCCAAGAAAAGACCAAACAGCGGCUUUCUAAGAAAGCGGCCUCCUCUACAAACUUACUCACACGAUCUCCAAGUCUGGAGAGCCGGGCAAAAGACCUCAUCUCCAGUACAGGAUCUCAGGGGUCCAGGAGAGGAACUCAGAGUCAGUCAAUCAAGAUGUUCAUCCGUGGACGACCAAUCACCAUGUACAUUCCUUCAAACAUUCUAAACUACGAGGAGCUGAAAAUGGAUCUUCCCUCACAGAAACUGGAUCUGGAUUGGGUCUAUGGUUACCGGGGACGGGACUGUCGAGCAAACCUUUACCUGUUGCCAUCUGGAGAAGCAGUUUAUUUUAUUGCAUGUGUGGUGGUUCUGUAUCAUAUCACCAACCAAACGCAAAGACAUUAUCGGAAGCACACAGACUGCGUCAGAUGUCUUGCCAUCCACCCAGACAAGGUGCGUGUAGCAUCCGGACAGACAGCGGGAGUAGACAAAGAUGGCAAGCCUCUUCAGCCCUUUGUGCACAUCUGGGACUCCAAAACGCUAGUGACACUGCAACAGAUCGGCCUCGGUACAUUUGAGCGAGGUGUAGGAGCCCUAGCAUUUUCCAGUUCAGAUGGUGGUACAUUGCUGUGUGUGAUCGACGAUUCCAAUGAACACAUGCUUUCUGUGUGGGACUGGAAUAAAAACAUAAAGCAUGUUGAAGUUAAGAGCACUAAUGAGGCAGUUUUGGCAGUGGACUUCGGCCCAACAGACACCAACAACAUCAUCUCCUGUGGCAAGUCCCACGUCUACUUCUGGACCAUGAGCGCUGGCACACUGACCAAGAAACAAGGCAUCUUUGGAAAAUACAAAAAGCCCAAGUUCGUCCUGUGCUUCGUGUUCAGUCUUACGGGUGAUGUGUUGACGGGAGACUCUGAGGGGAACAUUCUCACAUGGGGAAAAUCAGCUGCUGAUAUCAAAACAUUAGGAAAAGGAGCAAAGGAGACAUUUCAGAUCAUGAAGCAAACGCGCGCUCACGAGGGCAGUGUUUUCACUAUGUGCGUCCUGCAGGGUGGAGCUAUACUCAGCGGUGGCGGUAAGGACCGGAAGAUCAUCCGCUGGAGCGCAGACCUGGCACCUGAAAGAGAGUGUGAGAUUUCUGAGAAAUUUGGUGCAGUCCGCACCAUUGCGGAUGUGGAUGGAGAGGAACUGCUCGUUGGCACAACACGAAAUGCAAUCCUAAGAGGAACAUUUUCGGAUGGGUUUGUGGCCAUUGUACAGGGUCAUGUGGAUGAAAUGUGGGGUCUGGCCACACACCCCACUCAGAACAUAUUUCUUUCCUGUGGAAAUGAUCGUCAAGUGUGUGUGUGGAAUGCAGAGAACCACAAACUGGACUGGUGCACAACACUAGAGGAAUCUGGUCUGUGUGCUGAUUUCAGUCCAAAUGGAGCUGUUGUCUCUGUUGGACUGAGUACUGGAAGAUGGGUUGUACUGGAUCUGCAAACCAAAGAAGUGGUGUCAGACCUGACUGAUGGCAAUGAGCAACUGUCCGUAAUGAGAUACUCACCAGAUGGCAGCUUUUUGGCAGUUGGUUCCCAUGACAACUUCAUCUACAUUUACAGUGUCACUGAGGGUGGCCGGCGCUAUACAAGAUUCGGAAAGUGCACAGGGCACUCCAGUUUCAUUACUCACCUCGACUGGUCCAAAGAUGGAAAAUACAUCAUGUCCAACUCUGGAGAUUAUGAAAUUCUAUACUGGGAUGUCGCAAGUGGCUGCAAGCUGUUGAGGAACCGGUUUGAGAGUAAAGAUCGAGAGUGGGCGUCCUAUACCUGUGUGCUUGGAUUCCAUGUCAUGGGUGUGUGGCUCGAGGGAUCAGAUGGGACAGACAUCAAUGCCUUGUGUCGAUCACACAGUGAGAGUAUGGUGGCAGUGGCCGAUGACUUCUGUAAGGUUCAUUUGUUCCAGUAUCCAUGUCCCAAACUAAAGGCUCCAAGUUAUAAGUACGAGGGCCAUGGCAGUCAUGUGACCAACGUUCGAUUCACACAUAAUGACAGUCACCUUCUGUCAAUGGGCGGGAAGGACACCUGCAUCUUCCAGUGGCGAGUUAAAGGGGCAGGGACUGGAGACCAUUCCAAGGAACAUCUAGCUUCUUCCUCUUCUAUCUGCUCUUCCUCUAGCUCUACAGUGAAUGGAACAUAGAGAGACAUAUACCAGAAAUACCAAGAAAGAAACAGGCAUGAAGAUAUUCUAGGAAAUGAAACGAGGAGGAAAUAACGCAGUGCACAAUCUGCUGUGACAUGAGGCAUUUGGAAGGUUAUGCCAGCUUUUGUGAAACAUGUCACAGUGUUGUUUUACCAUUGAGAAGUCGUAAAUAAUGCAUAACUGUUCACUACCUACAUUUCUUCGUGAACUGACAUGGCCAAAAAAAUAUAUUGUCUGAAAUUUUUUUUUUUUUUUUUUUUUUAAAGAAAUGUAUUAUUGCAUUCCAAAGUCAGAAGGAAAAAAAUAAAAAUAAAUUAUGAAAAGUCUAAAAAAAAAUUGUGGUGGUCCUAAACAUGUUUAUUUUCUUAAUGCAAAAAAGAAAUAAAAAUAAAAUAGUUUUUUUUUACUUUUUUUUUUUUUUUUUACUUUUAAUCUUGGGGCUUUGACAGUUUUUGUGAGAUUCACACUUUUGACAAUAAAAAUCGUGACAUUUCUGUCAUUUGAACACAUCACUAGACAAGGAUGUAUUAAAUGAAAUUAAUCUCUAGUUCUUACAUGUAUCAUGCUUUACUCGGUGUAUUUCAAGUUUACAUGUGCUUGUUUACUUCAUAUUACUUUUCAUAUACUUAUUUUAAUCAUCUACUGUUUUUCCGGUCAUUAAAUACUAUAUGCAUAAUUGUCUGACAUUACAUUAUUAACCUUAAAUCAUGUCUCUGUGAAGCAUUGUGUUAUGGUUAGCAGGAUAAUCAAUGCUUUGUUUGCUAUCAGGAAUAUGUCCUCUGUCCAAAAACUUCCAAAAGGCUUGUCUUUUAUGGAUCAAGUCAGCUUUUACGGCUUGUUAAACAAUGUGAAAUUUUGUUAUUUUUAAUCAAAUAAAUACAUUUUAAAGUAAGAA